AUGGCUCGUUCUUUCUUUCGCAAAUUACUUACAUACUUGUCAUCUGAUGAUGAGCUAGAUGCUGUUAUUAAUGCCGAGGCUGAUGGAGAGUCAUCGAGACAUCAUGGCAAUCGCCAACCUCGUAAGUUUAUUCGGCGUGAUCAUAUUCAAGGGCAUGAGUGCCUUUUUCGUGACUAUUUCUCAGAAAAUCCAGUAUAUCCCUCCAAUCUAUUUCGAAGGAGAUUUCGGAUGAGUCGUCCCUUAUUUCUCCGUAUCCUAAAUGAGGUAGAGGUUUACGAGCCGUACUUCGUCCAGAGAAGAGAUAAUGCCGGAAGACUUGGUUUAUCUUCUAUGCAAAAGAUAACCGCAGCACUUAGAAUGCUGGCCUAUGGGGUUACUGGAGAUUUUAUGGAUGAAUACAUACGUAUUGGAGAAAGCACCGCAAUGGAGAGUCUCAAAAAAUUUUGCAAGACAAUCGUAACUAUUUUUUCAGAUGAAUAUUUGCGGUCUCCAAAUGCCAAUGAUAUUGCUCGAUUGCUUGUUGUUGGUGAACAACGGGGAUUCCCAGGAAUGCUAGGAAGCAUUGAUUGCAUGCAUUGGAAGUGGAAAAAUUGUCCCGCUGCCUGGAAAGGUAUGUACUCUGGCCACAUCCGUGAACCAACUAUUAUUUUAGAAGCAGUUGCUUCAUAUGAUCUUUGGAUAUGGCAUGCAUUUUUUGGUAUGCCCGGUUCACAUAACGAUAUUAAUGUGCUAGAGAGAUCUUUUAUUUUCACGGAACUUGCUCAAGGGCGUGCUCCACCAGUCAAUUACACAAUCAAUGGCAACGACUACACUAUGGGGUACUACCUUGCCGAUGGUAUUUAUCCUAAGUGGUCAACGUUUGUGAAGACGAUUCCAUCACCCCAAGGGAAUAAGAAGAAAAACUUUGCCAGAGCACAAGAAUCUGCAAGAAAAGAUGUCGAGCGUGCCUUCGGAGUACUUCAACAACGAUUUGCAAUCGUUCGUGGACCUUCCCGAUUAUUCAAAGUCAAUGACCUAACAAAUAUAAUGAAAACAUGUGUUAUUCUACAUAACAUGAUCAUUGAGGACGAGCGUGAUGAUAGUCAGGGUUUGAACAUGGAGUACGAUCAACUUGAUGAUGAUAUUCCAGAAUUGUCGCGCAAUCCAACAAAUGAGUUUAUGAACUUCAUUCAGCGCCAUCAUGAAAUUAGGGAUAGCUCGACACAUCAUCAUCUACAAGCAGAUUUAAUUGAACAUCACUGGCAAUUUCAUUCCCAACAAUAGAAGAGAAGGUUGUGUUGGAGUCUCUAUUUUAUCAUUAGUAGCGACGGUGUAUUUCAAGUUUCUAGAAUUUUCAUUCCAAAAAACAUGUUUGGUUCAAGAAAAUGCAGUUUAAGUUAUUGUAAUAUUUUCAUUAUCUGUAAUAGUUUAAGAAUUUGUAAUGUCGAGUUGUAAUCAAGAAAUAUC
Molecule: messenger RNA, 1446 nt
Organism: Juglans regia (Persian walnut)
Lineage: Eukaryota; Viridiplantae; Streptophyta; Magnoliopsida; Fagales; Juglandaceae
Exons: 1
Coding region: 1-1263 (420 amino acids)
Source: RefSeq, a predicted model, not a curated record